GAUUGAAUGGGUAGGCAUACCUACCUACUACUUUUUGCUUACAUUGCCAGUUCGUUUUGCGCUAUCCGAGUCCACACCGUACAAAGCAUCAGUCAGUGAUUCGGUGUUGCUGGACCGUCGUGUGUGCCCUGUGUGUAUGUAAUGUAAACAUUAGCCUGAGGAAUGCAUUUAGACAGUAGGUGCUGGAAUAUUAUCAUGAGCGGUGAUAACGUGGCGGCGAGUCGGCGCGGCUCAGUCGGCGACGAGGGGUCGCGUGGUGCGGUCGCACGCUGCUCAGAUACUCGACAAGUGACGUACGAAAGCACUCUGUGUUCGCGCUCGCGUACGCGCCGCAUUCCAUCGUGGGGGCCCUUCCCCGCCAUUGGCCGAUCCCGUGUGACGUCACUCCUCGUAAUGAGGUAUUCAACAUGGCCGUGUAGCUAGUUCGCGAGUGUGCUUCGUUAUUCGUUUGAAUGGAUUUAAUCAGUGAAAUAUGCCAAGGAGACGAAACGGUGAGAUACCCUUGCCCGACGGAUGGGAUUUUGCGAGGGACUUUGACGGAAAACUGUAUUUCAUCGAUCAUAACAACAGAAAAACGACGUGGAUCGACCCGCGAGACAGAUACACUAAACCUCAGACGUUUGCGGAUUGCAUUGGCAAUGAGCUGCCACUCGGCUGGGAAGAGGCCUACGAUCCACAGAUUGGACCUUAUUACAUCAACCAUGUCAAUCAGGUGACACAAUUGGAAGACCCGAGGCUAGAAUGGCUCAGUAUACAAGAAGCUAUGCUGAGGGACUACCUCCACACAGCACAGGAGGCUUUGGAGGCCAAGAAGGAGAUGUACGAUGUGAAGAAGCAGAGACUAUGUUUGGCCCAGGACGAGUACAAACAUCUCAACAAUGCGUUGUCCACUCUAGCAGCUUCGAGAACCAGUUUAUGUUCGUCGACGACAUCAAUGACGACAACGUCAACGACCUCGCGGCAUGACCCUGACCAGCUCCGAGUGGAAGUCACUCAAGCCAGAGGUCGAGUAGCCCAGUUGAGGAAGGAGUUACGGCAAGCAAGAGCUGAAGUGGCAAGCGCAAGGAGAGGAGUCCACACUUUAGCCGAAGUGGAACAAAAAAUCAAUUCUCAGCAAGGGUGUUACAAUAUUACGGAGGCUCAAGCGAUUAUGACUGAGUUGAAGAAUAUACAGAAGUCCCUCACUUCGGGAGAGAAAGAGAGAGCAGAUUUAAUGCAGUCUUUAGCGAAGUUAAAGGAUGAUCUUACGAGACUCCAACUGGGUGACGCCUCGCCUGAUUUGUCGACGUUAAGUCUCCCUCAAGAGAAAUUAAGCACAGCGUCUCAAACAGACCUUUGUGCUGACUUAGUACCUAUUCAAACUAGAUUAGCUGAAAUGGCAAGAGUUCGGUUUCAAUACGACGAAGCUAGAAAAAGGAUACAACAAAUCCAACAACAGCUGGCCGAUUUGGAAGACAAAGUUCAACCAGGACAAGCGGAAUCGGAUAAGGAUAGGCUUUUGUUAUUCCAAGAGAAAGAACAAUUGUUAAAAGAGUUGAGGAGUAUAACUCCAAGAACGAGAUCGAAACAGGAAAUGAGUGAAAUACAAACAGAAUGCAAGAGGUUAGAGCAGGACUUGAAGAAUGCUUUUGAGAUGUCGAAUAAGUGUAUAGCAGAUAGGUUAAGGCUUCACGAAGAGAAACAGCUGCUUUUGCAGCAGUUGAAAGAUGCUCUUACAUCGAUGACGACUUUGGAAGGACAACUGAAGACGUUAUCAGCGAGCACCUUGUCUGUCUCAAGUAGUUCCAGUUUAGGGUCGUUAUCUACGGCGAGUAGUAAAGGCUCCUUAAGUUCGGGAAUCAGUUUUACGGAUAUUUAUGGUGGACCGCAAAUUACUAGUUCUUUUCAAGUGGACAAACCUGUAGAUAUGGUGGAUCUGCAUCGAAGAGUUGAAAGGCUACUGAGAGGCUCAAGCUACAACGCGGACAGUGUAACACCUGGAGCGAGCAGUUCUCCCUCGCAACCUUCGUUAUCACCAAGAAGUAGUCUAUCCUCAGCCAGCCCACCGCCGCCACCGCCUUCAUAUACUCAGGUCGAAAGGCAAAGGCGGCAACAAAGAGAAUUAGAAGAGAAACUAGCUGAAAUGAGGAUAGAUGUCGCUACUGGACUCAAUGAAGUUACUGGACUUGCAACAAUUCCAGUUCAGCUGCAAGGUCCUGGACGGCCCAGUGAACCGCUAUCACCCAUCUCCGAAACACCCCCACCACCGUUGUCACCUAGAACACCCUCUUCUAGUGGUACAAAUACUAGAUCAGUGUCGGCUGCUGUGAGCGACGAGUCGGUGGCGGGCGAUUCUGGAGUAUUCGAGGCUGCGCAAGCGCAAAACGACCCCUCCAACGCCUUGAACAGUGCGCAAAUUGAGAUCAAAUUGCGCUACUGUCCGGAUGAGAGCGCGUUGGAGAUCGGCAUCAUGCGCGCGCGCAACCUUCACGCCUUGUUCAUCGAUGUGGGGACUGAAGUCGCGGUCCGCGGGGCGCUAGUCGUUGGCGGGGGCUGUGGGGUCCCAUUCAGCGGGCCGGGGCUCGCGUGGCGCGGCGCGGCGCUCAAUUGGCGGCUGGUACAGCGCGCCGCUGUCGCCGGCCCCCGGGCUCUGAGAGCGGCCACGCUGCAGGUCAACCUCACGCAAGGCGCCGAGUGUCUGGGCUGCGCUCAGGUCAGCUUAGCGGACUAUGACCCGGAGACGGUUCUUCAGAAGUGGUACAACGUGCUAAGUUUCCGCUGUAUGAGGAGAGACGAGAGUUCUGAUGAGUCCACCGUCAUAUCUUCGCAGACUUCUACGCUUACGAGAAAUAGAGUUUUUUCACCAGGUCCUGAAAGUAUGAUGGGUGCAGACUGCAAUGUCGACUGUGGGGACAACUCAGCAUCAGACGACGAAGAGUCUAGAGAGCCACUUAAUCAGAUAGUGGAAGAAGAUUCGUUCGAGGACUACAUUCCCGAGGAUAUAGCUCUAGAAGAGGAAUUCCUCAAUCCACCAACUGCGGAGAAGGAGACCAACACCGAAUGCAAUUUCUGUCCGGAGGGAGCGAGACAGCUGCACAAAAGGAAAAGUCAGCAAGUUAACGCGAAUCCUGAAGAGCCUCAAGCUACAAUAAAGAGAUCUCAAACAUUCUCACCACAACCGCAGAGUAUCGGCAAAGGGCAUUAUAUUUGCAGAUUGAAUCGUUCCGAGUCGGAUUCUUCUAUGGUGCAAUACGCGAGAAGAGUGACACUGCAGCCGCCUCCUUCCGGCAUACCUUUUGAUAGAAGUGUGCGCGAGCGCAGGUCUCUCAGAUGGGGUCGCGUACAAGGUGGUGCUUUGAGACGCAGCUCGACGCGCACGCGCACGGCUCGCACCUCCCUCGACCUCACGCUAGAUCUGCGCGCGCAGAACGACCGCCUGGCAGAUCUGCGCAAUGAGAUCGCGCACCUUACACAACUCAAGAAAAGGUUAGAGGAAGCGUGUGCUCGCGGCGACCCCGCCGUGGCCGCGUGGGUGGCUGAAGACGAGUCCCUCAGGAGAUUGCUCUCCAACCCAACGGAUGCUGGAGACAGGACCACCAGACUCCUGCAUCGCACCUGCAGAGAGAUUUACCGGCUGAGGAAGUCCCGCCAAGGGGGCAGGAAACCGGAUCUCGUCACAUUUAAAGAAAAGAUGGCUUUCUUCACUAGAAGCAAGAGCACCGUACCAAUCUUGCCGAAUGACGAAGACCAAGCGUCGGAAGAUGACUGGGAGGAUGAACUAGAAGAGAGGCGAACUCCAGAUGGCCGCUCCUCUAAAACCUUUUACGAACUCCGUAGUCGCACGGAAGCUUUAGAAAAAUCCGACACGGUCAAACAAGAUUCAAUCGAAAGCGCAGAGGAACAAGUAAUUGAAUGCAAGAAUCCCUGCCUGAACGAGCCCUGCUACGAGAAUCUGCCGAAGUGUGAUGACGCUAACAUUGAAGAGAAAGAAGCCAAGACUGAUGAUGUGAGAUAUGAAUUUGUUGUUGAUAGAGUACUAGGUGUUCAGGUUUGAGUGAAUGCGACUGGGUAUGAAUUUGAUCAUUUUAUAUUUCUCUUAAAAACUUAUUAAAAUAUAUUUAUUACCCCGUGGCAAACGAAGUUAAUCGAAGAAAUCAACAGAAUACAAAAUUAUUGUCAUGAUAUUUGCCUUUAAAAAGCAUUGGUAUUAAAUGAUCCAAAUCUACCCAAAGAAUGAUGGCCUUUUGUUGUAAUGGCACCUUAUAAAUUCGCAAAUAAAAUAUUUACUGUGAUUAUAAUUGCCUAUGAGAUUUCUGCAAUGAAGACUGAAGUUGAAAAGAAUUAUAUUAAAUAAAAACUGCUAUCUAUUCGUUAUUGGUAAUAUAUAAUAUGUAUAUACAUAUAUAUAUAUAUAUGAAGGGAAUAUAAUUAUAAUGCGGAACUCUGAGUAAUGUUUGUUACAAAUACAGUGCCAUAAGGAGUUCAUGAUGUAAAAGAAAAAGAUUUGAUAAAUUGCUUAAGAAUUUGGGACCGAAAAAGAAACUGAUUUUCAUUAAAUUGCUACUGAAUUCAUAUUCAUGUCGUAUGCGUUGGUUUUGGUAAAAUUAACGACCUACUUGAAUAAAAUAUCCCAGUCUAGACGGAAAUAUAGUUCUUGAUUUAAUUUAAUAAAUUUUAUAAUCUAAAUCUACAAAAACUAAAUGAUUUCAUUUAGUUUUUUUGAAUUCUCCGUCAUAUUUUUCUAUUCAGGAUAGGCUGAUUAUUAUUGUAGUUACUUUGGAAUACGGUUCUAAAUUCUAAGUUACAUUAUCAAAUUUGAAUCUGAUAUCGUACUCAUAUAUUUUAUUGUAUUAACAAACGUGCCUUAACUUGUAUUGUUGGUGCCUUGAGAAUUGUAUGAAAGCCUGCAAACGUGCCAUAGGGUGGCAUAACUUGAAUGGGAUGAGGAGGUUUGUGUCAGCGCCGACCAAGAGAAAAUAAACACGAAUACUUACCUGCAUUAGAAUAAAACAUGAAUAUUUCAAUUUUACUGAGUCCUUGCCAUGCCGUUUUCAAUUCGAUCCAAAAACAGUGGUGAAAGCAAGAUGCCGCUAUUAGUGUGGCUGUUUCACUUCAAAUAUCGGAAAAGUAAAUUUUGGUGUUCGUAGUAAAGUUAGUUUAUAAUAAAUAUGUGUUAUGCGUUUUGAAUUUUCUUAGUUAUUUUAUCAAUAUCAUCUGAAAUUUCACUUCUCUUUGCUACUCUUGGCCUGCUCUGACUUAAAUUAGGUACAAAAUAGGAGUAUGAGGAGUCACAAAUUAUAUGCCAAACAAUGUGAACAUAGCAGCGAAUGAUCUAUUUCAAAUUGUACAUAAAUACGUAAUAUUAUAAUGCCCACCGAGAUAGUCGUUCUGCUGUUACGUUUUGUUAGGAAAACUUCCACCGAAUAUAUAAUGACUUGAUAGGCCAAAAAGUACCCUGUUGCUUUGUAAAUAAAUAAUGGCGAUAAUUACAGAUUCGACCUGUUAAUUUUCAUUCCUCGCAGGCUUUGUUUUUCUAGCUCGGCAAGUUGUUUUGGAUUCUAUUGAUUAUGAAAAAGCUGAAAAUGCCUGAAGAAGAAAUUUCCAGUAAUUGUAACAAAAACGGGCUUAAAGUCAUGGUUUUAAACUCAUUCUGCUUGAAAAUAUUUACAACAACUAUUAUGUUGUUGCGUUUCUAAAUACCUUCGAGAUUUUGUCUUUGUUUUGCUUUGCAAUUGUAUUGGAUAAAUCGAGUUUUUAUCUUGUUUUCGGUGUGCAAUAUUGAGCGUACUUGUCAUAAUCUUAUUCCAGAGAUCUGAAUAUGUGCAGGUGGUGUGAUGUUCUCUCAAUUUUGAUGACAUUUAGAUGAUCGGCAAUGGCUUUAAUAUCUCCAUUGAUUUUAAACUCUAAUGUGUUAUGACGUUAAGCUCAAAAUUAUUAGAGACGUGAUUGAUGGUCUUAAACCUUUAAAAUGUUGAAUGUACCACUUCUCUUGAUUUUUUUCAUACUCCUGACUUAUUUUCUUCCAAACUUGCUGUUAAACUCACUACAAUUUAGACGUCUGUUCAUUGAAGAUCAUUUAAUGUAAAGCUGGCGUUGUUACCUUUUACGUUAAAUGUCCUGUGUAUAAAGUGAGUUUGAGCUUUAAGUAUUCACACUAGAAUCAUAUUUUUUUCAUACUUAUUUAAUACAAGCUCUGCUUUGUUUGGGAUUAAAUAAUCAAACUCUUUUUGUAAUAAGAAGUAAACUUUUAUUAUAAUAAUAAUUGAAAAUUAAGAACACAUUGUUUCUAAAUUUAUAAAAUGAAUAAUUAAAUUAGCAUAUUUGAAAGAGAAUUUGUCUGUAACGAAAAAAAUAUUAUUUAUAAACGUUUACUUGGACAAGUUGAUAGGGUUUUCUCGAGCGCUAGUAAAUAAAGUUUUUAGUAGACUUUUAACUUUCUUAUACACCCACUUUAUACACCCACUUAGAGGAGUAUCGCAAACUAUUGUUGUUCCAUUAAAAUCAUGAAAAAUUACCUGUUGAAAUUGUUUGAGUCUUUUUAACGGAAUUUGCGAAUCGAAGCGAAACUCCCUUGUGUAAAACGUGCCAAGUCAUUGUGUUUGAUAUUUUUUUUAAGAAGUCACGCCAUACACCUGUUAACGACAACGUGAUAGGUUUAUGAUUUAAAAUAAUAACGUAUGCCCUCAUUAUUUACAAAAACUUCUUUGUAUUUUAUUAACUCGGCAAAAGUUUAAGGUGAUCUAAUGUAACGUGAAUAAAAUUUAAUUUUAUUACAUUUUUGUCUCCACCUAUGCACGAAUGCAUAGGCAAAUUAUUAGGGUUUAUUUAAUGUACAUUUUGUAUAAUAUUUAAUUUUAUUAGAUAAGCGUUUAAUUUUAUUCUCUUGUAAAUAAUCUGAUAAUAAAUACUUCGAGAAUUCGCAUAUCUGUAUUCUGAUUUUGUUUAUUUUUAAUUAUUAUUAUUAUAUAGCAAUAUUAGUCGAUGUUAAGUAUUUUUAUAACAAAAAUGAUAGUCUCUUAGUUC
This is a messenger RNA of Chilo suppressalis (striped riceborer), 7002 nucleotides long. Lineage: Eukaryota; Metazoa; Arthropoda; Insecta; Lepidoptera; Crambidae. The record is from the annotation of a GenBank genome assembly.